Molecule: messenger RNA, 6354 nt
Organism: Girardinichthys multiradiatus
Lineage: Eukaryota; Metazoa; Chordata; Actinopteri; Cyprinodontiformes; Goodeidae
Gene: slco1c1
Product: solute carrier organic anion transporter family, member 1C1
Exons: 15
Coding region: 421-2520 (699 amino acids)
Biological process (GO): sodium-independent organic anion transport; transmembrane transport
Cellular component (GO): membrane
Molecular function (GO): protein binding
Source: RefSeq, a predicted model, not a curated record
GGCUCAUUGUACUGAAGGCUGCUGACUGCCAGCCUGCCUGCAGAAUCAGUGUUACUGCGGGAUCCCACCUGGAAGCGCACAUCUUAUUUCUCCUACCUGAGUGCUCUGAGGAUAUGCGUCAAAAGGCUGGGAUCCCUUUUCUUUAUGUUGGAGUUGACUGCUUGGCUGGCAAUGAACUGCGAUAACACACUUCGAUCCUAAUCGGCGCUUGUUCUUGCUGUCCUUCCACAUCAGAAGUUUAACAGAAGCGGACUGAGCUGCUGAGGAGGAGGGAGACUCUGACUCUGCGCUGGUUGGAAAAUCAGAGCAGCUCUAUCAAGCCGAAAAUAAGAAGGACACUAAGGGUUGCAUGCCUCAGUGCCAAGACUCUGCACCAAGUGAGAGACCUCUGCUAAGGAGACGCAAAGACAUAUCUGGAGAAUGGAGGACAGAAGCGAGGAAGACUGUGCCCAGGAGAACGGACAAAGUGACGGGACAAACAGCAAACCCAACGGCUCUCCCUGCACCAGUCUGAGGAUGUUUCUGGUAGCAUUGUCAUUUGCCUAUUUUGCAAAGGCCCUGUCAGGGAGCUACAUGAAGAGCACAAUAACUCAGUUGGAAAGGCGCUUUGACAUCCCCAGCUACCUAAUAGGAGUCAUUGAUGGGAGCUUUGAGAUAGGUAAUCUGCUGGUGAUAGCUUUCGUUAGUUACUUUGGGGCCAAACUUCACAGACCAAAGAUAAUUGCUUUGGGAUGCUUAUUGAUGUCUUUUGGCACCUUCAUCAUUGCUCUGCCCCACUUCAUCAUUGGACGCUAUGAGUUUGAAACAUCGGUGAGGUGGGUGGUAAAUUCAACGCAGAUCUCAUCUCCCUGUCGGGGAGAUUUACCCGAAGACCUGACACAAGCUGACAGAUCACCUCAAGCGCCAUCCACAGACUGCGAAGGCGAGUCCAACUUAUCGAUGUGGAUAUACGUGCUCCUAGGUAAUGUCUUGCGGGGGAUUGGGGAGACACCCGUUCAGCCUUUGGGGAUUUCUUACAUAGAUGAUUUCGCUACAGAGGAGAAUGCUGCACUUUAUGUUGGCUGUGUGCAGACCAUCUCGGUUGUCGGGCCCGUGUUUGGAUACCUGUUAGGCUCCCUUUGUGCCAAGAUCUAUGUGGAUAUUGGGUUUGUAAAUAUGGAGACCAUCACCAUUACACCAACAGAUGCCCGAUGGGUGGGUGCCUGGUGGCUGGGCUACCUCAUAGCUGGGGUCAUAACUUUGCUCUCUGCCAUCCCGUUCUGGUUUCUGCCCCGAUCUUUGCCCACAGCUGGUUCCAGGGUCCCAAAGAAGAGCACUCAGGAGGAAGCAUGUUUCAUCAAGGAAGUUCCCCAUCCUAAGCACAAGUACCAAGCAGAGGAACACACCAGUUUUACAGAAAUGGCUAAAGACUUUAUUCCAACCCUACGAAUUCUAUUUGGACACCCCGUAUAUGUGAUCUACCUGUAUGUGGUGGUCAUCCAGCUCAACUCUCUCAUUGGCAUGGUCACAUACAAGCCCAAAUACAUCGAGCAGCAUUUCAGGCAGUCUGCCUCCAAGGCUAACUUUCUCAUGGGAGUGAUCAAUAUCCCCGCUGUGGCCCUGGGAAUGUUUUCUGGUGGUCUGCUGAUGAAGAGGCUGAAACUGAACAUCAUGGGAGCAGCAAAGUUUGCUUUUUGCACCUCUUUGAUCGGAUACGUCCUGUCAAUGUUCUUUUUCGCGAUGAGCUGUGAGAACGCCAAAGUAGCCGGAGUGACGGUUUCAUACGACAACGUGGACACUGUAUCUUAUGACAAACACUCACUUUUCAUGCCCUGCAACUCAGAUUGCUUUUGUUUAUCGAGUGAGUGGGACCCAGUCUGUGGGCAGAAUGGCAUCACAUAUGUCUCUCCAUGUCUUGCUGGUUGCACCACUUCUACAGGCUCAGGGAAGCACACAGUCUUCUCUAACUGUAGCUGUGUCGGUGUGGCUGGUAACUUUACUGCUGCUACAAGUCAGUGCCUCGACAAGGACGACUGCGACAGGAUGUUCCCAUACUUCCUGGCUCUCUCUGUCAUCACUUCCUUCAUCAUCUCGCUUGGUGGGACUCCAGGCUACAUGUUUCUCAUUAGGUGCAUAAAACCACAACUGAAAUCUCUGGCACUUGGUUUUCAUGCUUUGGCAACGCGUACACUUGCAGGGAUCCCAGCACCCAUCUACUUUGGAGCAAUCAUAGACACCACAUGCCUCAAAUGGGGUCAGAAAAGAUGUGGAGGCACUGGAGCCUGCAGAAUCUACAAUACCACAGCGUACAGGAUAGCUUACCUGGGCCUGACUCUGAGCCUACGGACUAUCUCGUUCAUUAUUUGCAUCCCGGGCUUCAUCCUGCUCAGUCGACAGCUGAAGGAGGAGGAGAAAAAAAGCAUCUUGACUAACGGCGGGACCGAACUGGAGCCGCUCAGGAAGGAGCAGUGUGUAGUUCUGAAUUCUGAUCACGCAGCGAACGCGACGGAGAACAGCUCAGACAAACACGUCCAGCUGUGACUGCUCAGAAGCAGGAAAGACUGUGUGUUUUAUGCUUAUCGCUAACAAAGUACAUCCAAAGAAUAUACCUAGUGAUGCACACACACACACACACACACACACACAGAUUUGCAGGGAAUCACAUGUUGUGUUCAAUCAUCUCAUGUGGACCAUGAAAUUUAUAUUUGUACGGCUGAAUGUCUGAAGGUGUUGAGAAUCUGGCAAAAAUUUGACUAGCCUGAUGUAUUUAUGGAAUGUACAUUCUGCUGUUUUUCUUAAACUUUCAAUCCGGACACAGGACUCAGACUGAAAAUAUGACUGGGAAGUGGUGGCCACUACAAAACAGUACAUUAUGUUUUAAACACCAGCAUCCAUUGAGCUGCCUCUGUAAGUAGUUCUUCUAAACGGAGGGGGUUCCUCCUGUUGCCAGUGUAUUUAAACAAAAGAGGAAAAGUGGCCUUAGGAAUCAGAGGCGCAACAGGCUUUCUAAGGAAUGUUAUUUUUCCUUUUUAUUUUAUUUACUGGUCUGAGCGUGUUCUUGGGAGAUUUCAAGGGUUUGCAGCUGUUGAUGUCAUGUCAAGUACACAAUAUGUGCCUCAUUCACUCAACCGUUACCUCUGUGUGCCAUCUGUCCUCCUGGUUCACAUGUGAACAGUUAUCGACUCAAAUCUUUUGACAUUUCAAGCUGCUGGUUUUGAAACUUGCAGAGAAAAGGUUGAAAUUUUAAAUGUAGGUUAAAAUGGACUUUUCCUUUAAUUAAAAAAAAAACCACAAUUGAUUUUGAUUGUAAUGUGGUUUGUCCUGUGUCCUUAUUGUGUAAAAAAAACCAAAAAAAAACAUUGGAAUUCAAAGUCACUUUGAAUUAAAAACUAGUGUUUAAAUACAAUCUGCUCAAAAGAUUUCAGAGAGUUACAAUCUAAUUCUGCAAAAAUGUUUUCUUAAGAAAACACAACAUACUAAACGUUUUUAAAGACUUAUGGUUCCUUUUUAGAAAAUAGUCCUCAGAAAAACCUGUUAAUUAUUGUGUUUUAUGCUGAGUACUUUGUGUUGCAACACUUGGUUAUUGGUAAACUCUUUGUUGAAUGUUUAUUUGGGUGGGUUGUUAAGUUAAAGUAUGUGAAGUGGAACCGCUGGGAGUCUUUCUGUAUGUUUUGCUCCGAUGUCAUUAGUGAUUGUUGAAUAUGCUCCGUUGGUUAGUUGUUUUUGUAUUUUUCUGUGUGACUGAGAUCAUCUGUGCCAAAACCCUGAAUCAUUCUGAUCUCUCCUCAGGUUGUAUUCCCAGAAGAAGCUUGUUCCCAGCAAUCAGAAGCCCUUUUUGUUAAAUUGACAAUUUUACAAAGUAAUAUAAGUAACUAUAACAAAAUGUCUUGAGAAAACUUGAAAAAGCACCAAACAUUUUAGAUUAGAAAAUUAGAAUAAUAGCAACAUUUGCAGCUUUCAGUUUGUAAAUUCAAAAUGAGACUUGGGAGACCAGCAUAAUGGAAAGGUCUUGGUGUUUAUUUUUUAGUCUCAGAGUAACAAACCUUAUGAUUUCACCUUCUUGUCAGAAGCCAAAAAUCUGGGAUUAUUAAAGUGUAACGAUAAUUCUCAGAAAAAAGGUUUAAGUUAUUUGUUAAAAACAUAACAAAUGAGUUGGAUAAUUUCAUUUCUGAUCAGUUGAGAAAAACAAUAAAAUGCUGACUUUUUUACCAUUUGGAAAUUCCUGCAAUUUUUUUUUAUCACAUCAGUACUGAAUUGUUCAGUUAAUUUAAAAGAAGAGAGGAGAUAAAUCAUGUUAAGCUGAUAAAAUAAGGUACGGUCAGUGUAGUCCAUUUAAUUUACACACAAGUCUACAUAAGUCCCUAAGAGCAGAUUUCCAAUUAUUUUACAGUUCCAGUGAUUUAUAAAGUAUAAAUUAUAGAAUUCUUCACAAAUAUUAUAUAAGCUGUGAAACAUUAUUUACCUCCCUACAGAUUUUUCCAGAUUUUCGUUUCAGGAGGUUUCAGAUCAUGCCACAGCAUGUAUUGGACUCCAGACUUUGACUAAGCCACUCCAAAGUUUUCCUUUUUCUGUGUUUAUCAUGUAAUGGUCCCAGACCAUGACACUACCACCACCAUGUUUAACUGUCAGUAUGAAAUUAUUUUGCUGAAAUGUUAUAGUUUUACACCAAAUGUAACCUUCCACUUUUGAUCAUCAGCCUUCAGAAUAUUUUUUCCAUACUGUAUGUUGAGGAGUUGGAGUUCUACCAUGGAUGCACUUAUUGCCCAGUCUAUUUGUUAUUGUUUAAUCAUGAACACUGACCUUAACUGAGGCAGAUGGGCUUGUGACCUCCUCUAUAACUCACCACUGCGCUCUUGGGGUAAUUUUGGUAUGCUGGCUACUCCAAUCUUUUUUGCCUACAUCAGACAGGUUCCAUUUAAGUAAUUUCUUGAUUUUACAGGUCUGGAGGUAAUCAGGGCUCGGUGUAAAAUAGCACUCCAGUUUUCCGAAAAACAUUGGGGUGAUACGUUUUUUCCAUAGGUGCGGGUAUUUUAAGGGCCAAAGCAAAAGCUUUUGGUGUGGAGAAACUUGACUUUCCUGCAGAGUCCUGAUCUCAACCUUCUUGAACUCCUUUGGGAUGAAUUAGAGUAAAGCCAGCAAUUCAGGUUUUCUCAUCUAACUAUGAACACAUUCCUAAACCUUGUGGAAGAUGUUUACAGAAUAGUUAAAGUUGCUAUUGCUGGCAACCUUUGGUCCAUCAACAAACUGGAGCUUAUAGAUUACUUAUGGAGCUCCUCGAGAGAAGAGUGUAAAGCAGUCAAUCAAAGGAAAGAGGGGCCCUUGUGGAAUAACCUAAAAUAUAAAAGAUGUUUUGAGUUAUUUCACCGUUUUUUUGUUUGCUACAUAAUUCCAUAUAUUUGGCAGCAAAGCUUCGAUGUCUUCAUUAUGUAUCUACAAUGUAGAAAGUAAUAGAAAUAAGGAGGAGCCAUUGAUCGACAAAGGUGUGUCCAACUUUUGACUGGUUGUGUACAAGGUAAAAACAAAACACCUUUUUCAUAAAACAAUUGCUUCGGUUUUACUUUGUGGGCAACCAUGAAUCAGAAAAUGAUGUGAGAGGUUGAAGGUAUCCAGUCCAGUUAUUUUAACAACAGUUAAAAACAUCAAACAGAACUUUGAAGCUGUCUCAGCUACAUUGAUUUAUUUUUUAAAAACAUACCUGUUAGACAUACAUAUAUGCCACUGAAUACAAAAUAAGGGUAAAAUCCCUAAGAUGUGGUAUUAUCCAACCCGAAAACAUAAAAGUUGUGUCUUAAAGUGAUUUAAGUGUCUUAAAAUGAUUUAGCUAGAGUGUGAAUUUGUUUCCCCUUCCAACCAAGAAUCAGAAAUUGAUUUUGUUGUGGUUUAGGAAAAACAUAACCUUAAUCUGGAUAACAAAGAUUUUUGCGAUUUACAUUAGAUGGGUUCCUCCAUUUCAUUAUGUAUUUAUUACAUAAAAUAUCAAAACAUAUUGGUUGAACUCAUUUAUGGUGACACUUCGGGAGGAUUAGCAGAUUUUUCAAGCCUCUGCUUUUGCUGUACGAUCCGUAAACAUUUAGGGUAAAUAUUGGUGAUUUUCAUAAUCUCAUAAUUGUUUAUAAAGUUUUUCAGUGAUGUCUGAAAAGAUUUCUCUCAUGGAAAGAUGUUUAUUUUUACUGUUUUGUCUAUUUAAUGUGUGUGUUUGGCUAUGUUGUCUGUUGGUUCAGUUUCAGGUUCAGUUUCAGCCAGUCAAUAAUAUAAAAAGGGUUUCAGCUGCAUUAAAGUAACCAGAUAGUAAAUACAUUUGCUGGAUUGUUUUUUUAAAAUGUGAAGAAAUAUUAUAAAUGUCAAUCAAAAAUAAACAUUUACUAUCAAAAAUCA